This is a messenger RNA of Chenopodium quinoa (quinoa), 1877 nucleotides long. Its product is annotated as lysosomal Pro-X carboxypeptidase-like. NCBI's taxonomy places the organism in Eukaryota, Viridiplantae, Streptophyta, Magnoliopsida, Caryophyllales, Amaranthaceae. The record is from RefSeq and is a predicted model, not a curated record. The transcript has 9 exons. Bases 226 to 1752 code for a protein of 508 amino acids. Gene Ontology annotation, biological process: proteolysis. Gene Ontology annotation, molecular function: dipeptidyl-peptidase activity; serine-type exopeptidase activity.
UGAGUUUGUUGCAUAAAUUUCAUCAAUUUUUAUAGUUGUCCAUCCACUUAGUAACGUAUGAUUAAAGGGUAGAAAUUAGUCAAUUUUUUUUAUUCUUGAAAUUAAAGUAAGAUGCUCAAAGUUGAACCAUUAUUUCCACAUGAAUAAUACUUUGUUCACAUUCACAAAUAUAUAUACCACAUUAUAGGAAGCAUUUUGUGUAUAACCUUGAUAAAACACAUAGAAAUGAUUUCUCUAAAAAAGUUGUUCAAAUUUUCAAUAUGGUUUCUCUUUUUCUUCUUUUCUACUAUUGUAUCAACUCCGGCGAGGCCAUGGCUUGGUGGAGUCCGGCGAAAAAUCCGGCACAAACAAGAUAUGUAUAGCACCUUUAGUACAACUAAAACUACCAUACACAAAGAUUUGAAAGUCUUGUAUUAUCCUCAAACACUAGAUCACUUCAAUUAUCAACAAGAAAGUUAUGUGACAUUUAAACAAAAGUAUAUGAUGUAUUCCAAACACUGGGGAGGAGCAAAGGAUAAUUAUCCUAUAUUUGUGCAUUUUGGAGAUGAAGAGCCAAUGUUUAAUGAUGAAAUUAAUUGGUUAAUUCUUCCAGAUUAUGCUGCAAAAUUUAAGGCUCUUGUGGUAAUUAUUGAGCAUCGAUAUUAUGGAUGGUCGAAGCCAUUUGGAAUGUCAAUGGAAGAAAUCAUUAAAAAUACAACCGUUCGUGGGUAUUUCAAUUCUGCCCAGGCUCUUGCUGAUUCUGCUGAAAUUAUUUUGUUUUUGAAGAAAAGACUAAAUGCAACUUAUUCCCCGGUUAUUGUUUUCGAAGGUUCUUACGGUGGAAUGCUUGCUUCAUGGUUUCGACUCAAGUAUCCCCAUAUUGCUCUUGGUGCUCUAGCAGCCUCAGCUCCGGUGCUAUAUUUCGAUAACAUGAUUGAGCAAAAUCACGGUUACUAUUACGUCGUAACCAAUGAUUUCAAGGAAGCGAGUGAGAAUUGCUAUAACACCAUCAAAUCUUCGUGGGCUGAAAUCGACAAAAUUGGAUCAACGCCAAAGGGUCUCUCCUACCUUAGUAACAAAUUCAAAACUUGUAGCCAAUUACAGGAAACAAGGACGUUGAAGGACUUCUUGGAGAACAUGUACGAUGAUGUAGCACAAUAUAGUGACACGGACAAUAAUCCAUCCAUAAUUUGCAAAGCAAUUGAUCAAGGAAAGAAGGGAAAUGACAUACUUAGCCGUAUUUAUGCAGGAGUUCAUGCCUAUUUUAAUGGAACUCAUCACAAUUGUUUUAAUACCAAUUACUUUGAUGAUUAUUCAGUUGAAACUAAUCUUGGUUAUGAUUGGCAGACAUGUAGCGAGAUGGUGAUGCCAGUUGUUCGAGGUACUAGCAAAUUGUCUAUGUUUCCUCCUCAAAAAUUCAGUAUACAAGAAUUCAUCCAAAAAUGGAAGAAGAAAUACAAUGUUGUUCCUCGCCCUCAUUGGAUUACAACUAACUAUGGUGGACAUGAUAUGAAACUAGUCUUGGAAAGAUUUGGCAGUAACAUUAUUUUCUCUAAUGGACUCAAAGAUCCUUACAGUAGUGCUGGGGUGCUGCACAACUUGUCCGAUAGCAUCGUUGCCAUUUAUACAAAACAAGGAUCUCAUUGCUUGGACAUAUUUUCUGCAAAGAAAGAUGAUCCAGAAUGGUUGGUUAACCAACGAAAAAGAGAAGUUGAGAUUAUGAGUGGAUGGAUCAAACUAUACCAUAAUGAUCUCUACAAAUUCAUGAAAUAGUAUUUGUUCCCUACCUCAAAUUAAUAUAUACUUCGCAUAAUAUGACAUAUAUGUAGUUAGUGACUCAAAGUAAAAUUGCAAUCAUGUAAUUUUAUAUUUAUAAAAAUGACUGUUAUGUCUAAGUA